This is a messenger RNA of Fonsecaea nubica, 3408 nucleotides long. RefSeq lists its product as hypothetical. Gene Ontology annotation, cellular component: cytosol. The coding region runs from base 1 to 3408 and encodes 1135 amino acids. The record is from RefSeq and is a predicted model, not a curated record. Lineage: Eukaryota; Fungi; Ascomycota; Eurotiomycetes; Chaetothyriales; Herpotrichiellaceae. The transcript has 8 exons. Gene Ontology annotation, molecular function: flavin adenine dinucleotide binding; NADPH-hemoprotein reductase activity; FMN binding.
AUGUCGAGCACAAAGUUCACCAUGGAGUAUUCUCGGGUGGGCCGCGCCGGACUAAAGGUGUCCAAGAUCAUUCUGGGAGGCAUGUCCUUUGGAAGCAGUGAAUGGCAGGACUGGGUCCUUGACGAGAAGUCCUCUCUACCCAUCAUCGAACAUGCCUACAAAGCGGGCAUAAACACAUGGGACACUGCAGAUAUCUAUUCCCAUGGAGAAAGCGAAAGGAUCCUGGGACAGGCAAUCAAAAAGCUCAACAUUCCUCGCGAGAAUAUCGUGAUUAUGACAAAGGCGUAUUUUGCCCUGAGUCAAGACGGUCACCAGAUCCCCUUGACCGAGUGCAUGGUGAACGACGGGCAUCUAACAAAUCGAGUUGGAUUGAGUCGCAAGAAAUUGUUCGACGCCGUGGAUGCAUGUGUAGAACGGCUCGGCACCUACAUCGAUAUCUUCCAAAUCCACAGGCUUGACAGAGAUGUGCCCAAGGAGGAACUAAUGCGGACGCUCAACGAUCUGGUGAACUCUGGAAAAGUGCGCUAUAUCGGUGCCAGCUCGAUGUCAGCGUGGGAAUUUCAGCAGCUACAGGCAAUCGCCGACAAGAAUGGCUGGCACAAAUUCAUCAGCAUGCAAAACUAUUUGAACCUGCUUUAUCGAGAAGAGGAGCGAGAAAUGCUGCCAUACUGUGAAGAUACCGGCGUUGGAAUCCUGCCCUGGUCACCCCUGGCAGGAGGUAUGCUCGCACGCCCAUGGGGUUCAACCACCAAACGAGAUGAGACCGAUCAGCAUAAACUCCCCCAUGGGAUGGUGGAAGUACAGAAAAUCAUUGUCGAACGCGUUGAGGAGCUUGCACGGAAGAAGGGCGUACCCAUGAGUGCUAUAUCCACCGCCUGGGUUCUGCGGAAGGGUGCCUGUCCCAUCUUAGGGUUGACUUCAAAGGAAAGAAUCGAUGAUGCGGUUUUGGCUUUGCAGGUCAAUUUGACGGAUGAAGAGACCCGGAAAACUGAGGAAGAGGACGACCUAAAACGAGUUGAUGGAUUCAAGAGCGGCGGAAACUCUAGAGAUAUCGUCGAGCAUAUGAAGUCCACAGGGACAAACUUGGUCGUUUUCUUCGGAUCUCAAACUGGAACAGCUCAAGACUACGCCGGAAAGUUAGCGAAAGAAGGUCAUUCUCGGUUUGGAUUAAAAACUCUGGUCGCCGACAUUGAGGACUAUGACUACGAAAACCUGGUGGAUUUCCCUUCGGACAGCGCCGCCAUCUUUGUGUUGGCGACCUAUGGCGAGGGAGAACCGACCGACAAUGCCGUCGACUUUUGGCAAUUCAUUACCGACCAAAAUCCUCCAUUUGCUUCAGACAAAGAAACCCCUUUGAGUAGUUUGAAAUACGCGAUGUUCGGGCUUGGAAACUCCACGUAUGAGCAUUUCAAUGCCGUCGUUAGGAAGGUGGACAGUUGCCUAGAAGCUCAUGGUGCCUCACGGCUGUGUGAGACCGGCGAAGGAGAUGAUGGCGGCAACAAAACUACAGAAGAGGACUUCUUGACCUGGAAAGAGACCAUGUGGAAGCGUCUAGCUUCCGAGAUGCAUCUGGAAGAGUGCGAGCAAGUCUACGAGCCCAGUUUCGACGUCCAAGAAAAGGAAACACAGUCAGAUGCACCUCUCGUCUACCUUGGAGAACCGAACUCGACGCAUCUAUCUGGCGAGCAGCGUGGUCCGUUUGGCGCCCACAACCCAUACCUCGCGCCGAUUGUCGAGUCCUUUGAACUCUUUACCGUGCCAGGACGAAAUUGUCUCCACAUCGAAUUCGACAUUGGUGAUUCCACCCUAGCUUACCAGACCGGGGAUCAUUUGGGAGUUUGGCCCAUGAAUGCCGAUGUCGAAGUGGAGCGUUUCCUGAGAGUGUUUGGUCUCUGGGACAAGCGAAACACAGUCGUUGAAAUCAAGGCUGACAGUCAAGGGAAGGUGCCUUUUCCGACCCCAACCACCUACGAAGCAGCAGUUCGAUAUUACCUCGAAAUCUGUGUGCCUGUCUCCCGGCAGUUUGUUGGUAUGCUGGCGCAGUUCAGCCCUUCUGAGGAUGCCCGAAAGCAGCUGGCCAAGCUGGGUAGUGACAAAGAGUAUUUCCACCAAGGAGUCGCCGCAAAGUGUUUGAAUCUGGCCCAGCUUCUGGAGGCCAUAAGUCCUACCCUCCCUUUUUCAGACGUGCCUUUCUCGGCUAUAAUCGAGAAUAUACGCCGACUGCAGCCUCGGUACUACUCCAUCUCAUCGUCGUCUCUGGUCCAGAGCCACAAAAUAUCCAUCACUGCAGUCGUGGAAUCUCGGCAGGUGGCUUCAGAGACAAAGUACCUGAAGGGUGUUGCAACAAAUUAUUUACUUGCUCUCAAACAAAAGAGAUCGGGCGAAGUCAAUCCAGAUCCGUACGGAAGGACUUACCAUCUGGAAGGUCCUCGAGGCAAGUAUACGCUUAAGGUACCAGUAUACGUGCGGCCAUCCACCUUCAAGCUUCCCUCUGACGCUUCAUUACCGGUCAUCAUGGUCGGCCCUGGGACGGGUGUAGCUCCUUUCCGGGCAUUUGUCCAGGAGCGAGCGUUUUUGGCAAAGUCAGGCCAAGAAGUCGGCCAAACAGUUCUCUUCUUCGGUUGCAGGCGGCGAUCAGAGGAUUUUCUCUAUGAAAAAGAAUGGCAGGACUACAAAGAUGCACUUGGGGAGAAAUUUCAGCUUUUCACUGCAUUCUCCCGAGAGACCAGUCAAAAGGUCUACGUUCAACAUCUCUUGGCUGAGCAGUCGGACCUCAUUUACAGCCUCUUACAACAUAAGGCUUAUUUCUAUGUCUGCGGGGAUGCGGCACACAUGGCCAAAGAUGUCAAUGAGGCGCUUGCGCAUCUGGAGGAAUAUCAGGGUAUUGAUAAGACGCUUGGAUUCCUCAAUAUGCCCAAAAGUACGGACCAUAAAGCGGAAUUCGCAAAGGAAGAGGAGGAGAUCCUCGAGCAGCUGUACAAAGGGUGGUUGCGCUACUGGAACAAGGAGUCGAUGCACGACCCCGGGGCGAACCAAUCACGCAGGUUCUACGACUUUAAAGAGAUGCUCAGCUAUGACAUGUUCGGGACCACCAUGCGAGGCAAGUUCAAGGAGCACUUUGAGAAUGUGUUCCCGUACUACGUCGACGGCCAGAUGGAAUACAAGGACCUCGAGAUCGUUGUGCUCUCUCCGACUCACGCCUUCACCACGUGCUAUCAGCACACCUGGGGAAAGGCGGGCGGAGAUCCCUUCAACAUCACAUUCCGAAGGACGGGGAUUGCGAGGAAGCAAGAUGGCCAAUGGAAAUGGAUCCACGAGCAUCUUUCGUUCCCCGUAAACAUGGCAACCAGGCAGGCCGACUACAAUUGUGAAAGCAAUGCUCUUGAGUCGUUCAAGUUUCAGGAAUGA